AUGCCUAAAGCCGUGGAACCAGAGAAGACUGUGCACACUUCUCUCUGCAUUCAUCCCUCAGCAGCACAGCUCCGUUGGUCUUUCUGCUCUCCUCAACUCUGCUUGGAAGAAACAGCCAUGUCUCGGCAGUCAAUCUGUAGAAGCUUUGGAGUUGGAAGCAAAAGGGGAUACAGCUCUUGUUCUGCCAUCGGUGGUGGCUUUGGAGGAAGUGGGGGCAGAACCAGGAUCAGCUAUAGCUCGUUCUCCACAUCCAGGGGAAUUGGAGGCAGCGGACGUUGUGGAGGUUUUAGCAGCAGGAGCCUCCAUAACAUGGGUGGCAGCGGAAGAAUUUCCAUGGGUGGCUCUUAUGGCGGUGGAUACGGAUGUAGAAUUGGUGGCUUUGGUGGAGGCUAUGGAGGAGGAUUUGGCAGCAUUGGAGGAGGUGUCAUUGGUGGAGGAAUAGGCAGCUUUGGUGGUCCUGUGAGAUGUGGUCCUGGGUUCCCUGGAGGCAUCCAACCGGUCCAGGUUGACCCAACCCUCCUGCGGCCGGUCCAUGUUGAUAUUGAUCCUCAGAUCCACCAAGUGAAGUGCCAGGAGAAGGAACAGAUCAAGACUCUUAACAAUCAGUUUGCCUCUUUCAUUGACAAGGUCCGCUUCCUGGAGCAACAGAACAAGGUCCUCUCCACCAAGUGGGAGCUCCUCCAACAGCAAGGCCCUUCAGGGCCAAGGAAGAACCUCGAUGUCAUCUUUGAAAAUUACAUCCAGAACCUGAGGAGGAGGUUGGAGCCUCUCCUGGCACAGAGGGGACAGCUGGAGUCGGAGCUGCAGAACAUGCGGCAAUACGUGGAGGAGUACAAAACCAAGUACGAAGAAGAAAUCAACAGGCGCACCGCUGCUGAGAACGAGUUUGUGGUGCUCAAGAAGGAUGUGGACUGUGCCUACAUGACUAAAGUAGAGCUGGAAGCCAAGGUGGGAGCUCUGACUGAUGAAAUCAACUUCUUGAGGUGUAUGUAUGAGGAGGAACUGGCUCAGAUGCAGACGAUCAGCCGGGACCUGUCCGUGGUGGUGUCCAUGGACAACAAUCGGCACCUGGAUCUGGACAGCAUCAUUGAGGAGGUCAGGCGUCAGUACGAGCAGAUCGCUCAGAACAGCAGAGCUGAAGCUGAGGCUUGGUACCAGAGCCGGUAUGAAGAGCUGCAGAACACUGCUGGAAGACAUGGGGACAGCCUCCGCAACACCAAGAUAGAGAUCCAAGAGUUGACCAGGAACGUCCAGAGGUUGCGGGCUGAGAUUGAGAAUGUGAAGAAGCAGAACCAGCAGUUGCAGGCGGCCAUUGCCGAGGCCGAGGAGCGGGGUGAGAUGGCCCUCAAGGAUGCUAGGAGGAAACUGGAAGAGCUGGAAUGUGCCCUGAGCAAAGACAAGGAGGAGCUGGCUCGCUUGCUGAAGGAGUACCAGGAGCUGCUGAACAUCAAGAUUGCACUGGACGUUGAGAUUGCCAUGUACAGGAAACUGCUGGAGGGAGAGGAGAACAGGCUCUGUGGAGACAACUUGUCCAACGUGAAUGUCUCUGUGGUAGGCAGAACCACCAUUGCUGGAGGCAGAGCUGGUGGCUUUGGAGCCAGCAGUGGCAUGGGAGGGGGAGUAUGUGCGGUCGGAGGAGGAAGCAUCAUUGGAGGCAGCUGUGGAAUGGGAGGAGGAAUACUCAGCGGUGGCUUCUCUUCUGGAAGUGGAAGAAUGUGCACCUCUGGAGGUGGCAACUUCAUCUCAGGGGGUGGAUCCUCCUCUGUGCGGAGGUGUGUCACAACCACAACGGUUAAAUCUUCAGGUGUAAAAUACUGAGUCAUGACCUCAGUCCCUCCAAGGAAAGAAGCAUAUUUUCCUUUCUCCAGCCAGCAGCACAGCCCCUUCCAUCCUGAACCGGUAUCCAGCAAAGAAAUGAACUGUUUCCCUUAUAGCUCAGAACCUCCUUAAAUCAUCCUGCCCAAGGGGAGACUUGCAGCAAAACACCAUCCUGUUGGCAGAGCCCGGCUCCUCUCUGAGCUCCACCAGCCUCCAGGGAUGAAAGAUCUUCCUUGAGGGUACCAGGGACUGCAGAGCUCAUCUGAGCAUCUUUUGCUGCACUUCUUGCUGCUACCCCCGGCUGCUGCACUGGCUGAGGAGGAGCAUGUAUAAAACUGCUCUUUCCUUUCACUUUUUAAGGUCUUUUUUUCAAUGGCCGUGUUUCCCUUGCGACUUCCGCGCGUCCUGCAUGUUACCCACAUGCUUGUUUCAGCUAUAUCAGGAAUUCACGUAAGCAGAAGAAACAUGAUAAUGUCUCAUAGUCAGAUUUAGGAGUGAGAAACAGGUCUCUGGAGAUGUCCACCUUCCCUUGGUGGAGUAAUUUGGCAGCUUUAAUAUUUUAUAGAUCACUUUCCCUCUUCUCCUUCACACCUGACAUAUGUAUGGCCUUAUUGCAAACCUUCUGUUGCGUGAACCCUACUGCAUGGUUGCUUUCUACCAGCACCUCUUUCCUCCAAGUUCUUUCAUUACCAAUAAACUGCAGAGAG
Messenger RNA from Harpia harpyja (harpy eagle), 2525 nucleotides. RefSeq names its product keratin, type II cytoskeletal 6A-like. Bases 1 to 1818 code for a protein of 605 amino acids. Gene Ontology annotation, biological process: intermediate filament organization; keratinization. Gene Ontology annotation, cellular component: keratin filament. Gene Ontology annotation, molecular function: structural constituent of skin epidermis. Lineage: Eukaryota; Metazoa; Chordata; Aves; Accipitriformes; Accipitridae. The record is from RefSeq and is a predicted model, not a curated record. The transcript is spliced from 9 exons.